AUGGCAUAUCCACAAACUCCUAAAAGGACAGGGAUACCACGAGAAGUACUGAAGUGGAUACAAAGCCUUGACUUGUCAUUUUCACCAAAGAAUAUGCGCAGAGAUUUUUCUAAUGGCUAUCUGGUGGCAGAAAUAUUUUCCUGGUAUUAUCCUGAGAACCUUACUAUGCACUCGUAUGACAAUGGCACCUCUAUUGCUACUAAACUGGGUAACUGGGCUCAAAUAGAGAGGUUUCUACAGAAGGAAAACAUACAGCUGCUGAAGGAAGCUAUUGAUGGCAGCAUCCACUGUAAACCGGGAGCUGCUGAGCUGCUGGUGCAGGAGAUGUUUACAGCAUUGACAAACAGGAGGAUCAGAAGCUUCCAGAAGGACGAGCUUGACUUCUCUGACCGAGGGUACCAGGAGCAGCUGCCCAUGGUGGCUCGCUCCACGGCCUCCAAAGCCAUCAAGUCUAACCUGCGACUGAGUGAGCUCAUCGCAGAGCCCAGCAUCACCACCAACCAGAGGAAGGUGCAGGCCAUCAUCCACAUGCACCUGGAGCAGAGGGCAGCGGAGAGGGAACAGAAUCCCAAGCGUUUCAACAGGAAGCCCACCGUAGGAACGCUGGUGGCUCGACUGCCGCCAUCACGUCGCCAUGGAAACACGGACCUGGACACCAGCGGAUCCUUUAGCAGUGGGACAAAGUCUUGUCCCUCAUCUGUCAGAAGCAAGCCCCAUGUUUAUUUCAAGGAGAUUGAAGUGCACCAACCAAACAGGCGCUCCUUGUCCAAUUAAAAAAACACUGUGAGAUUUUACUCCAUAAAUAUCUGGAUAUGUUACUGUAUGUUGACAUUGAAGUCCUCUAAAGAUUUUAUAGAUAUGGUGAAAUAAUAGACAGUAGUAAUUCCACAAAGCCUUCAUGUAUUAUCAACAUAAGUAGUUUAUUUUUGUGUUUUCUGAUUUUCAGGCUUUCCUAACAUUGUAGGGACAAAUUUAACUGAGGAUACAAGAUCAAAUAUAACAUAAUAUAGAAUAAGAUCAUCUAGAAUAUAAUAUAUUUGAUAUAAAUCAGGUUAAGCUAUAGCAGUAUGGUGUGUGUCACCAGUCACAUACCACAGUUGGAAACAAAAUUAUUUUCUCCCCAUGACCUGUACACCGUUCCACCAGUAGGUGGCAGUGCUAUGUCUGGUUUAAAUGUUGCAAUCAAAAUCGAAGGCAGCAUCAGCAAUAGAUUUGAUAACUGUACAUAACUGAAUGGCUCUGUUUUUUACAUAAAGGAUGUAAAGGGAUAUCGGUGUGUCUGCAUGUAGAAACAGUGCAGACAUAUUCUCACACUCCACUACAGGAGUGCAGAUAUAUAUUCUAACAUCACUACAGGAGUGCAGAUAUACGUAUAUUCUAACACUCCACUACAGGAAUGGAAUGUUGUAGCGAACGUCAGUGUGAAACGCAGUGAUUCUUUUUCUAGUUCAACCCACACUACUUUCACUUACAUGUCAAUGUUGUGUCUGAUACUGUUGAUUACAGCUGGAAGAUUGACAUCUGUGCUUUGUUUGAAAAGGUGUCAAUGGACUUUUCUUAAAUGCUUCCACUAGGAACAAUAAAUGCUUUGUAGACAUGACUUUUAUUGAGAUUUUCCAGGUUUCCAGUGUACCUGCUAUAGCAUGCAGGCUAUACACGUGAACAGAGACAUUCUUGACUGUUGACAUCGUAGUCCACUGGCAGUAUGUCUCUCAGACAGUGCCAGGGAUAAGGAUAACCAGGCUCAGAUUAUCAGGCGAAAACCCUCUUGUCACAAAUGUUUACCUGAUCUUUUAACUGCCACAGCUGUCGUGACAAAACCAUUUUAGAUAUGCCCAUUUCUUAGACAGCCGUUUCCAAGCCAAAUGGUUUAUCGUGGUGGUAUGUUUUAGAGGCAUGGGCCAUGGGCUGAUUUCAACUUUAAUUAGUGGUAAUGACAUCUGUUAUGUCAAUGUUGUGACAGUGUUUAUGUAGGCCUAGCAGGGUCAUUAGUACUUGCCACAGUGCGCAAUUAACUGUCACAUAAACACAUUCUGUGCAUAGCUUUCAUAUUUAAUUCUGUAGGUUAAACUUUUUUCUUUUUGAACAAAUAUCCAAUAAUAUGACAGUCUGUAUUUAAAUCCAUAUAUGGUAAAAGUUCUAACAUCUUAUAAUGUUAAAAACAAUCUACUAAACCUCUCCUAUAACCCUACCUCCCUCUCAACACAGCUGUAGCACCACACCACAAUUCUAUUAAAAUGACACGUUUCACCUAUAACUCGUUUAUAGGUCCAUAUACAAAUAAAGCUGAUUGAUUUUUUCCAGCUGGGCUGAAGGUUUUUAGACUGAAGUUUCUCUUUCUGUGUUCCUGGGAUAGGAGUAGUCCGAUUACCGCUAACUGAAAGCAUGCCCACUUGGACUGGAGGAGCUCUGCAGCUCAUCCUGUAAAUCUCUCACCACCCUGUGGUUCUCAAUUUACAAUUGAGCUGUAAACGUACUGUAAAAAGAUGACAAGAUGAUAAGUGUUUUUGGCUGCUGGCCCAGUAGCCCAUGUGGUCUAAGAGGUUUAGCCUGGAACAAUGAUCUGUUGAUAUGAUCUAUACCAGACUCUCAUGACACUGAUAAUUAUCAUUUUAUCGGGAACACUUAGUUUGAAGUAGCCCCUUGUGAAGUUCAAUGGUGCUGUAUAUCCCAAAUCUUCUGUCAGUCAAAGCAAAGGACAUUAUGGACUUUUUAAAAUGUAUUUUUAUAGUCACCUACUUUAGGCCUAGGCCUACUCUAGAUAUAAGUACAGUCUGCAGAAGGCUACUAGGCCAUCUAUUUUAAAGUAAAACGUCUUAAAAAAUGUAUCUUAUUGGCUAAAUCUUCAUGCCUUUAAAAAAACAACAGAUCCACAAAUUACCGUAAGCAUUUGUGAAGUAUUUUAUUAUUUAAGUGCUUUGCAUUUUAAUAGAUAUGCAACGUGAGUCAUGUAUAGCCCAUCUUACCCCCCAUCCCAGUGUUUUUGAUAAGUGUCUUUCACUUUCAAACUAGAGCUAAAAUAAAUCUCCGUUAGACCAAGUCUUGUUGCCAUGGUUGUCAAAGGGAACUGCAGUCAUAAGCAGUUUAGCUUCUGUCGCUAGUGGGCUGUAAAUGUUGACCUCCUGAAUCUUCCAGUGUUGUCUGGCUCGUUAGACGCCAACACACUGUAGCUCCCAAACACCUCUCUUUACGGUUGCCUAGUUAUCACUGUUGGAAUUUUAUUUUAUUUUGGGGGGUUGAGUUUAACAUUAGCCAAUAGCUUAUGCUACUGUAUGUAAAUGCACAAUUGUUCAAGAAACCAUGUAGUAGGCCUAUAUUAGGCAACAUAAGCAGAGCAUUUUUCUUAAACAAUUCAAUAUUGUUCAAAAUGAAUUCCCUGAACAGUAAAUAGCCAAAC
Hypomesus transpacificus is the source of this 3397-nucleotide messenger RNA. RefSeq names its product spermatogenesis associated 4 (gene spata4). NCBI's taxonomy places the organism in Eukaryota, Metazoa, Chordata, Actinopteri, Osmeriformes, Osmeridae. Gene Ontology annotation, molecular function: microtubule binding. The record is from RefSeq and is a predicted model, not a curated record. Gene Ontology annotation, cellular component: axoneme. The transcript is spliced from 6 exons. Gene Ontology annotation, biological process: regulation of cytoskeleton organization. The coding region runs from base 1 to 774 and encodes 257 amino acids.